AAUUCCUAUGCCACAAAAAAAAAAAAAGUCAACAAUGAGCAUAGGAAAAAGAUAUUGUCAGACUGGAGACCUCCCUUGCUUUGCUUUCUUUCUUUUAAUUGCUUUUCCUGCCAUAUUUUCGAUUCUGAAGGCACUUAGCAGGAGAUGGUCCCUGGAGGAGGUGCUGAGCUGUGAAAAGAGCUUGGUGAGCCCUGGGCUCUGCUGCAGCCUGGGCAGCUCCUCACUCAUCCCCAGUCUGACAGGACUCAGCAACUCUUCCUUAGCCCAGUCCAAAUCCUCUGGAAAACAGCAGGAAAACAUGCACUGAACCCUGGCACUUUGGGAUCAAACCCCCUGUGAUGGUUUCAGUGAGAAUGGCGCUUCUUAGGGCUUUAUGCAGAAAACAGAAGAGGAAAUCUGCCCAAGCAUUGGUCCUGCCCAGCAGAGCCACCAUGGUGCACUGGUCAGCCGAGGAGAAGCAGCUCAUCGCCAGCGUCUGGGGCAAGGUCAGCGUGGAGGAGUGCGGUGCUGAGGCCCUGGCCAGGCUGCUGAUCGUCUACCCCUGGACCCAGAGGUUCUUUGACAACUUUGGGAACCUGUCCAGCCCCACGGCCAUCAUUGGCAACCCCAAGGUGCGUGCCCAUGGCAAGAAGGUGCUCACGUCCUUUGGGGAGGCCAUCAAGAACCUGGACAACCUCAAGGGCACCUACUCCAAGCUGUCUGAGCUGCACUGUGAGAAGCUGCACGUGGACCCCGAGAACUUCAGGCUCCUUGGAGACAUCCUGGUCAUCGUGCUGGCAUCCCACCUGGGCAGGGAUUUCAGCCCGGUGUGCCAGGCUGCCUGGCAGAAGCUCGUGGGGGUGGUGGCUCACGCUCUGGCUCACAGGAUUCCCAAACUCUGUAGGGCUCUCAAGUGCGGGAUUCCCGAAUCUCCUGUGUGGAAUUCUCAGUGCGGGGAUUGGCACAGACACUCGGUGACCCCCGGGAGGACCCUGGGAAAAGGGAGGACUGCAAACACAAUUGUGGAAUCACAGAACCUCCUGAGUGGGAUGGGACCCAAAAGAAUCAUCGAGUCCAACUCCUGGCCGUGCACAGAACCCCAAAAUCCCACUACGUCCUUGAAAGCCUUGUCCAAAUCUGUUCUCCCAGCUCUGCAGUGAUGUGGGGUAAGGUGAAGCCAGCAGCAUCAGGAGCACAAAAUUCCCUCAUGGUGCUGCUGCUACCCUCAGGUAGCUGCUCUGCCCAUCCCUGGACCUGCCAGGCACCAUCUCCGGUGAGGGCACCUGAUCUAGGAGAAAAUCUUUGAACUCAGACCCCAGGGAGGUUCAGAAGAGGUUGGAGAGGGACUGAGGACAAGGGAGGGACAGGACACAGGGAAUGGCUUCCACUGCCAGAGGGCAGGGCUGGAUGGGAUCUUGGGAAUCAGGAAUUGUUCCCUGGCAGGGUGGGCAGGCCCUGGCACAGGGUGGAAUUCCCAGAGCAGCUGUGGCUGCCCCUGGAUCCCUGGCAGUGCCCAGUUCCAGGUUGGACAUUGGGGCUGGGACACCCUGGGACAGUGAGAGGUGGCCCUGCCAUGGCUGGGCUGGUAUUAAAUGGAUUUAAGGUCUCUCCCACCCAAAGCAAUCUGGGACUUUCAUGGUGGGCUUCAGGAGGAGAGCUGCCAUCUCCCAGUGCCUGAGGAAUCCAAGCACAGGUCACAGCUGUGAUUUCUAUAAUUUAACACAAUUUCCCAGUGCCUUUUCCUGCCCCUUUUGCCAUAGAGCAAUCCUCCUCUCCUGAAUUCUGCUUGGUCAUUGCUCUCUGCUGUCGUGGUGGAUGUUCCCUUCCUUUCUUUCCCAGGCAGCAGUGGGUGCAGCUCCUCCAUCAAAGCUUUGUGCUGCUGUGGGAGAACAAUCCAUCAUCCUGCUGGGGUGAGCUCCCCACCAGUCCAGAGCUGCAUGGUGCGAUUCAGAGGCACUCAGGAGUUUUCCAUCUUUUCUUAAUCAGAACCAAAUCUGAGCUGAUUGCAACUCCCAGCAUCUUUUAAAGAAUUCCUAUUCAAAUGUUAGUCAGGAGCUGGUGAACCAAGGGACUAUCAGGUGUAAUUAUUUUUAUCUGGCCUUUCCCCCACACUUAGCAAAAUUUCUGGAGCAGAAAAAGUCCCCAGUUCACUUCUUAGCAAAGGCCAAAAAUACUCUUUAAGCAGCUCUGUGCUGCCCCUGCUGGGAUUAUUUUUCAUGUAUUUAUAGGCACAGUUUUACACCUCUCAAGGGAAUUCUGUCGGGAGUGGCAGUGCCAUGGAGCAUUUCAGGAGCCUGAGUUGGAGGGGCUGGAAUGCAAUGACAGCAUCAGCUGCCCCUGGCUGUGCCUGCUGUGUUUGACACUGCUGGAGCGAGGGGGACUACAGUGCACUUGCUCUGAUGUUUAAAAGAUGCUUCAUUGCUUUUGAGAGAUAAAUAAAGAUGUUGUAUUCUCCAGGAACUGCGUGGGAAUUCCCGACUUGCCCAAAGAGUCUGUGCUCCUGCAGGGGCCGUUUCAGGCAGGUUUUGAUGCCUUGUCAUGUCUCAGAGAUACUUGGACAGAAAAUCUCUUCACCUGUGGCACAAAGGGAUCCUUGCAGACUUCCCAGGAUGACUUUAACCCACAUGGCCAAAGCAAGAGGGGAGACUGCAGGGAUGGGACCAGCCCUCCUUGCUCUCUUCCCCAAGCCCCUUGCACCAGGAACAGGAUCACGACUUUUCCCUGUCUCACUGCCACCAUCUGAUGUCAUGGCAACUGCAGCAGUGCUGCAAAGCCCCUCAGAAAUAGCGUGUGGAUGCUAAAAGAUUUUUGAUCCCUCGGUGACUUUGGAGAAAGGAAGGUUGGAAACCCCAGAGGGGCUUGUCAGAGCUGAUUUCUUCAUCUUUCCUUUGUUCCACCCCCUUGCCUCCUCCCCUCUGUCAGUGCCCUUCCAGCCCCAGUUCUCUGCAGCAGAGAACCAGCCACGUGCAGGAAUCACAUUUCUGAGCUGCUGCUGAGUUUCUCUUUCCUACCCCCAAGUCCAACCUGAAGUGCAGGAGUUCUCAGUGCCUGGCACCCCGUGACCUUGGAGACCAGGCUCUUCUUGGGCAGUUCUGAUAUUUUUACUGUGUCUCCCUCAACCUUUCUUGGCCCAGGUCAGGCGAGGGCUGCUGUGCACAGAUCACCCUGCUCCUCCUUCUCCUCAGCCCUUUCCCAGCCCUCUCUCCACAAAGUUUUGCCAUGGGAAAACUCGACUCUUGUCAGGCACGUGGAGAAGGGAGUGUGAGGCUUUAGCACAGAAUGAGCAGAACCCCAGAGUCAGUGAGGCUGGAAAAGCCCUCCAGGGUCACAGAGCCCAGCCUGUGCUGUGAGCCAUGCCUGGGGAUGGUUCCAGCUCUCCUGGAUGCACUGGGAGCCUGGCAGCUGGUGCUGGGAAGGCCAGCCCAGCCCAGGAUGAAUUCCCCAGCCUGGUGCUGCCCACAGGCUCCUCCAUCAGGGCAGGGCUGAGCAUCCCUGGGGGAUCCCUCACGGCAGCACCAGGCUGGGGAGUCCAUCCUGUGCCCGUGCCUGCUCCCCGCUGCUGUGUCCCACAGGGACACGGCCAAAAGGGGCUCAGAACAUUCCUGCCUGUGGCUGCCUGUGCAGCAACCCAGGUGAGCAGACCCACGGAUGGGCAGGGUGCCCACCCUGCAGGGCAGCCCCGUGGGCAGACGACGGGACUUGUCCCAAUUUUUACCCAUUUUUACCAAGCCCAGAACAGUGGGUGAUGCACAGAGUGAGUAAAUCCAUCUACUGUUUUUUGUGGGAUGCUGCAGAAGAUGUGGAUGCUGUGCACGUCUGAGUUUGCACGCUCAGGUUCCAAUACUCAAAUCUGUAUGUUCGUGUUGAAGGACAUUAAAAGCACUCUGGAAAGCUGCUGCUGAUCUAACUUAUCUAGCAAAUUAUUGAGCUGCUGAAGUGAGGAGUGGAGGCGCAGAUGUCUGGAGCUCUGGCUGGAUGUGGGGCAGUAGAAAAGGCACCAAAUCCAUUUCUCAUAGCAUGCUGAUGAGUUUAACCCUCCGUUAAACGAUGCCAAGCUCCCUGUUUGCAUAGACAGACGAGUGUGAAUUCCUUGAAUGCUGGGGGGCUGGAAAAGUUUAACUUCUCUCACACCAGCUCCUAAAAAGAGCAGUGGGCAAGUCAGGAACUCAUUAGUGUCAGCUUGAGGGGCAUUUUAUUGCUUGCUUUUAAUUUUUUUUUUUAACAACCCCAAAGGCACCAUUGUGCAUUCAAAGCUUGAGCCCUUUAAGCAUCUCUUUUCUGUUAUGAUUUGUAUUCCACAGAGCAGCAUUUCCCUGAGGGCUCUGUGGGCUGGGGUUGGAAGCCCUGAGCUGACAGUUCUGUAGGAGAUGAGCGCUGGGUUUGUGCACACUGCCUAAUUUUCCUCACAGCUGUAGCUGCAAUAACAAUAUUCCUGAUAAGAAUUAGAGUUGCUGUGUGUUUUCCUAAUAACUAUCAACUGAAAUGCCUGGCACUGGGAGCAGCUGGGGUUAUAGCAAUGGCAGCAGCAGCUGGAAUACUGAAUGAACUCGGAAAUGAAGGGAAACAAAAAGUUCUGGAUUUGCCAAUGCCUUAGACCUGUGGGAGUGACCUGUGCCCUCGAGCGUGGGUGACAGAGAAAUUCUGGUAAUUGCUGCUGUUUCUGUAGCUCCUGGGAGCACAGCCCCAGUGGCAGGGGCUGCACAGACACAAGACAGGAGACAAAUGCAGCCUUUCUCCUUUUCCAUCUGCUGAAGGGUGUGAUGAGAGACAGCAAAGGGUGCAGGUGGGGCACAGGAGCACCAGAAAUCAUGGGAUGGUUUGGGCAGGGAGGGACCUUAAAGCUGCACUUGUUGCACCCCCUGCCACAGGCAGGGACAUGUUCUGGGCUCUGUGGGAGAGGAGCUCCAGCUGGAGGGGCCCGCACACCAUGGAUGACCCAAAUCCCACAGCGAAGUGGUUCUGAUGAAAUCCCUUUGCAGGGGGAAGGGGGAAACUGGGAUUGCUGUAGGACUCGAUUUGAUCUGUGCUGUCACCAGGGAGCGCAAGGAGGGCACAGGGAGCUCCCAGAGCUGGCAUAGGACACCAAGGCAGGCUCUGGACUGAUCACAGCUGUCCUCUGUUUUCACAGGGGUGUUGAAACCUGGGUUCCACAUAGAGAAUGUGCUUCCUUCUGCUGCAACAAGCUUUGUACAGCCCUAGCACCCCAGAGCCACGCCAGGUAUCACCUGGUGACACCUGACUGUGACAGGGCAUCAGUGGGACCACGAGUCCUGCACAACCUCACAGAAGGGAGUUCAAAAAGCACUGUUGCCCUCUCACCACUCUUGGUGGAGCUGGUGGGUGUGUGUGACACAUCAGUUUGUGUGUGACACAUCUGUGUGUGUGUGACACAUCUGUGUGUGUGUGACACAUCUGUAAUUGUGUGACACAUCAGUUUGUGUGUGACACAUCAGUUUGUGUGUGACACAUCUGUGAGUGUGUGACACAUCUGUGGUGUGUGACACAUUUGUUUGUGUGUGUGACAUCUGUGUGUGUGUGACACAGCUGUUUAUUUUGACUUGGCUGAAGCAGCAAGAGGGAAUUUUACCUUUGAGAUCAGCUCCUGGCCAGGAGAAGGACAGCUCCUGAAAAUCACAACACUAGUGGAGCUGGAGGAACCUCUGGAGGUUGGAUGAUAGAGGAUGAAUGAUGGA
This is a messenger RNA of Cinclus cinclus, 5672 nucleotides long. Its product is annotated as hemoglobin subunit rho-like. Gene Ontology annotation, cellular component: haptoglobin-hemoglobin complex; hemoglobin complex; blood microparticle. The transcript is spliced from 5 exons. The record is from RefSeq and is a predicted model, not a curated record. Gene Ontology annotation, molecular function: heme binding; oxygen binding; oxygen carrier activity. Lineage: Eukaryota; Metazoa; Chordata; Aves; Passeriformes; Cinclidae. Gene Ontology annotation, biological process: hydrogen peroxide catabolic process; oxygen transport. Bases 339 to 1139 code for a protein of 266 amino acids.